Molecule: messenger RNA, 1123 nt
Organism: Drosophila suzukii
Lineage: Eukaryota; Metazoa; Arthropoda; Insecta; Diptera; Drosophilidae
Source: RefSeq, a predicted model, not a curated record
AUGGAUUUGAAGUACCACAAUAAAGAUGUUGUGCUAGAGAUCAAGGGAUCGGACGCGCUCUUUCUCAACACCUCCAUUUUGGACGUGUUGAAGUCUUUGAAGGAAUUGUCCGAGCCAGCCGGAGAUGCAAAUUCUGGCCGUGUCCCCAAGAGACGGAGGGAAGAAGAAGAAGAGGUAGGGCCACAUUUGUAUACCCUUGCAGAGGGACGGAAACUAAGUUUCGACGACGUGGGCUUCGAGCAAUCGAACUCAUUCGAGGAGCUGGAGGCCAGUGGCUCCAGCCAGUCACCACUCCAUCCUCACUCAUCAUUCGAGGAGCUGGAGGCCAGUGGCUCCAGCCAAACUACUCUCCAUCCUCACUCAUUAUUCGAGGAGCUGGAGACCAGUGGCUCCAGCCAAAAAACUCUCCAUCCUCACUCACCCUUCGAGGAGCUGGAGGCCAGUGGCUCCAGCAAGUCAACUCUCCAUGGCUCACCCGAGACAGAGACCCUCGCCCACUCGUCGCCCUUGCAGCCUCUGAGCCACAUACGAAACACCGAGGACCUAAAGGCAGGCGAGGUCUCAUGGUUCCCACAAGCCAAGACAUGGAGACUAAACGUGGAUGAGAUCCGCAAGGUCUACCGGGACAGGCUAGAGAGGGUUCAUGACUGCUUGGAGUGCGGCGUCAUCCUCCACAGCCACAAAGCCCUAGCCGAGCAUGAGAAGUUGGACGACCACGUCCAGGAAAAGGAGCGAAUCGAAAAUUUUUUUAAUUCCAAGUUAAAAUCUAUGUGUCCAAUCUGUGGAGCUAAAGCUGGAAACAAAACGAAGCUGAGGAACCACGUGAUCAGCACUUCCGGUGGACCUUUGAUUGCAAAAAGUGUCCGAAGUUGUUUUGCUCAAUCAGGAGCUACAGGGACCAUCUACAUCCGCCAGUUUCAAAGGAAGAAAAAUAUGCCUGCGAGUGUAUAUAUUGUAUAUUAUUUGGUUAUAACUUUCCAUUUCCUUAUACAGGCCUUUAUAAACCCCCAAGACGCAGAGCCGAUCGCGGAGCCGGAGACCGUUGCCGAUAUAAUGGGUCUCAUAAUGGACGAGUCCUUCCCUGACUUGUUCCAAUAAACAUAUAUAUAUAAUAUAUUCAUUA